UUACACGAGCUACUGCACAAAGCGAGACAGUUUGAUUUGUCAAACAUGGCUGAACUUUUCAAUACUUUGUUGGUCAUUUUUGGCCUUUUUUGCCUUGCUUUACCAUCAAAUUCAACCAAACCUUCACUCUCAGACCCGUUGGACUUACAAAGAUUCGGCGGAAAGCAGCAAAUUCUUGCAGAUGACUACGUUAAAGGCUCAAUUUGGCCGAAACCACAAGGACAGACCCAAACUGGAGUGAAAUUCUCUCUUCUACCUAACUCUUUUAGUUUUUCUAUCAAGGGCAAGACCAGUGAUGUUUUGACUGCAGCGGUCAAGAGGUACAUGAAUCUGACAUUCCCGGACUUUGGAGUUACUAAAAAAGAUGACAAGCUCGCGCAAAUAACUGGUUUGGAGAUAAAUGUUGUGGACGACUAUAAACCUAUGAGUCUGGAGUCAGAUGAAUCUUAUACCUUGACAAUAAGCGCACCUCAAUCAACACUUUAUGCAUACGAAGUAUGGGGAGCGCUCAGAGGUCUAGAGACAUUUAGUCAGGUUGUUUAUCAAGACGAAAAUGAUCUGUACUAUGCUGAAGAAAAUAAGAUUGUCGACUAUCCUCGCUUCCAUCAUCGUGGGUUUAUGAUUGACACUUCUCGGCAUUAUCUCAAACCGUCCAUCAUCCUAAAAUUCCUGGAUGCUAUGUCAUAUGGCAAGUUUAAUGUCUUUCACUGGCAUGUCGUGGAUGACCAAUCCUUCCCUUUCGUCAGUAAAACUUUCCCUACACUAAGUGGACAGGGAUCAUACAACAACAAGACACAUAUCUACUCUGAGGAUGUUGUUAAAAAUGUGAUAGAGUACGCCAGGCUGAGAGGAAUUCGAGUCAUCCCUGAAUUCGAUACACCGGGGCAUACCUUUUCUUGGAGAAGCAUUGAAAACCUGCUUACUAAAUGCUGUGAUAAGCAAGGAAAGCCUAAUGGAGGUCUUGGUCCAAUCGACCCUACCAUCGACUCCAACUAUGACUUCCUCAAGCAAUUCUUUGGUGAGAUAGCUGCACGUUACCCAGAYACAUACUUGCACCUUGGUGGCGAUGAAGUAUCCUUUGACUGCUGGAAGAGUAACCCCAAUAUAACUAAAUGGAUGCAGGCACAYGGCAUGGGAUCAAACUACUCCCUUCUUGAACAGUACUAUGAACAAAAGUUAUUAAACAUUAUCGGAGGACUUAAGAAACAAUAUAUCAUCUGGCAAGAAGUGGUUGACAAUAAYGUCAAAGUACUGCCUGAUACCGUCGUGAAUGUCUGGAAGGGAGGCUGGCCGGACGAGCUGGCCAAGGUGACUGGACUUGGACUGAAGACGAUCCUCUCAUCUUGUUGGUACCUGAAUUACAUCAGCUACGGACUUGACUGGAACAAGUAUUAUCAAUGUGAGCCAACUAAUUUCUCAGGAAGUGAAGCACAAAAGGAGCUCAUGAGAGGGAUACCAGCYGAAAAUGCUGUCCAAUCCAAAUACUGCAGGCAUGAGUGGCCAGUGGAUGAAAAAUAAAUACGAUACCAUUGAAAACCAUCCUGAAGUAUAUUCAGUGUUGAUCAACCAAAAGUCCAGUCUCUAGAUAACAGGGUGUGAUAUUUUCCCAUUUCAGACCAUGUGUCAUUCCCUAUAGUAUCAUUUCUUUGUUUAACAGUCACAGGUAGGUAGGUAGGUAGGUAAAACUUUAUUUAAACACGCUUGCCCCGUCAACUAAAGCUGAUUUCCACAAGGGGCGUGUGGAUAAAUAUGUGAAGACAUGUGAAUAUGUGAAUACAAGUUUUAAACGAAGAAACUUAUUUUAAAGGGAAUGAGAUUGUUCUGAAAUGGAAGAAAAAUCACAAUCAAAUUAUUGUCAAUUUUUUUUCCCGCAAGUGCUGUUCAUAAAAUGGCUUCAAGUUAAUACCACACUUGAUGUUCUAACUCAUAGGUGUAUAAUUGUAUAUCGAGUCCAACCUCAACUUGGUAAAAAUGUUUUGUGAUCUAAUAUCACGAAAAGAUGGAAAGAYGGAUAAUAACUAUCAGUAACUAGUUGGGAGUGUGUGGAUGUAUUAAACACAACAGAUGAAUAAGAAAGAAAAUCAAACAGUGUAAAACGUAUACAAACGUUUUUCUUUGGUGUUUAAGUUUCUUUCUUAUACCCUUGAAGACGGAAAGGAUGAUCUUGACUUGUAAAAGUUAAGAUAAUAAAAUGCAAGCACUAUUGUAGGGUAGAAAAAGUGAUUUGCUUCCACACAUUAACCUUUACUGUAAAGAGACACUCAAAGUGUUAUCGAAUGAAUUAAUCUUUCUCAUUGAACUAAAAUGAAAAGAAAAAAUAUAAUGCCUUUAACUAUAUGUUGUAUCAUGUAUGUAUUUCUGUAUCUUUGUAAAGUGUACUUGUACUUGUAAAGUUUAGAAUAAAAAAAUAAAUCAAUAAAAAUCGAAGAGGUAAAUCUU
Messenger RNA from Actinia tenebrosa (Australian red waratah sea anemone), 2439 nucleotides. Its product is annotated as beta-hexosaminidase subunit beta. Lineage: Eukaryota; Metazoa; Cnidaria; Anthozoa; Actiniaria; Actiniidae. Gene Ontology annotation, biological process: carbohydrate metabolic process; ganglioside catabolic process; glycosaminoglycan metabolic process. Gene Ontology annotation, cellular component: lysosome; membrane. The record is from RefSeq and is a predicted model, not a curated record. Gene Ontology annotation, molecular function: beta-N-acetylhexosaminidase activity.